Molecule: messenger RNA, 1701 nt
Organism: Babesia bigemina
Lineage: Eukaryota; Apicomplexa; Aconoidasida; Piroplasmida; Babesiidae
Product: MIZ zinc finger domain containing protein, putative
Exons: 1
Coding region: 1-1701 (566 amino acids)
Biological process (GO): protein sumoylation
Molecular function (GO): SUMO ligase activity; zinc ion binding
Source: RefSeq, a predicted model, not a curated record
AUGUUUACUGAUACCAAUCUUCCUUUGGACUUCACGUAUUGUCUUUGCUAUGGCGAAUACGUAGAUCCAUCCGAUAAAUCGGCCCCUCUGAUUUGUAGAUCAUGUGAGAAACUCAGCCAUCGACACUGCACAUGUUAUGUGGGUCCAGAUCACGAUUUCGAAUGUUUUCUAUGCCAGGUUCAAGUACUAGAUCCUUUUAACGCUGUGGUUGAAUUUUUGUGGUACGGUCGCAUGGGAAACAAACACGAGAUUUUGAAAAUUUCUGCUCCACAAUUUGAUAAGUGGUUGGCACAAAAUAGGGACGUAUACGUUGUAUCACUGCCGCUAUCUAAGAAUAAACUUGUUCACGAGUGGCCAAAGACUUUCGAAUUAAGAAUCAACAAUGAACUCGUGCAUGUAGUUAAGGCACCAAAUUGGGGACACACUAGAAGAGACAACCCUAUAAAGGUAACUUACGCAAUGCAUACAGGUGACAACAUGUUAGAAUUAUCUAGCACUACGUACGAUGACCCAGUGUCGUUUUUCUUAAUCGUAAUAAUGGUUUCAAAGAGAAUUUCCGUUGAAAGGAUUAUUGAGACAAUUAAAAAAAGGCGAACUAUUACGGUUUUCGAAUCGAAGCGCAGAAUAUUGGAGUUUCUAAAUACACAUUUCGAGGACGACGAUGUAAUAUGCGUCAAAAACAAUAGGGUUGAAUUAAAUUGCCCGCUUACGUUGGAUAGAAUUGAGUUGCCAACGCGGGGGAAACUCUGCAAGCAUAUACAAUGUUUUGACUUGAGUGCUUACCUUCAGGUUAUGCAAAAUAUGUCCACAUUCAAUAAGCGGUGGAAGUGUCCAGAAUGCCCAUUAACAGUGAAGCCGAUGGAUUUGGUAAUCGAUGGUUAUAUGCUUGAAAUCUUAAAGUCUACUCCACAAGGAGCGUCCACAGUGGAGUUGAAUGAAACGGGAGAUUACAGGGUAGUCAAUUGUUCUAGCAUGUGCAAAUAUGUAAAAGGCCCCGCUGAGUUGGGCAAAACAAAAAACAGGGAUUGUGCAACAAUACAAGGCGAUAGCAGCACAUUUAACAACGAUCACGUCUCAUCUGAUAGCGGAAUUGGAGAGUUACAUACACAUUUUGGCUCAAAACGAAGCGGAACUGACGAUGUUUUCGUAAAGGUAGAAGGCGGCAUAAAUGUAGGUUAUAUUAUUAACUCGGACAUGAGUGACCUGUUUUCUGCCAAUACAUCAACUGAAUGCACACCUAAAGAGCUGUUGAUUUGUCUGGAAUCCUCUGAUGGGGAAGAAUAUUCUAAAAACGGCGCGCAACGGCGGGUGGAAAGUCAGCAACCCACGUGUGAUAAACGUGACGAGAAUCUGUGCGACGCGUUUUCUCAAGCAAACUCAAACGCUUUAGGUAAAUACGCAAGUGAGGUUGCGAGCGGAAAUAAAUCGUCUAGAGGACAACUACAGGCGUACGGAUGCCCAAAGUCUACCCUGUCACAAAGGCUCAGCAAUCUGCCGCAAAUAGCGGGCGACGCCCACAUCACUAAAAGCAUAAAACGCAUUACAACCGACACAUAUGCGAGUCAAUCGUUUAUGCCUGUAUCGCCCUCCACAGGUAGCGCUGUGACUGCAAAAACAUGCGAACAUCCGGCAUUGAUGAAACGGUCUAAACAAAAAACUGCGCUGGAUAUUAGUGCGCUGAGGUUUGGUUUUUUUCGUUAA